GUAUACCGGUACACCGCGCAGCCAUUGGUCGAGUCGAUUUUCGAACGUGGAAUGGCCACUUGCUUUGCUUACGGCCAAACAGGCUCAGGAAAAACGCACACAAUGGGCGGGGAAUUUCACUCACCCGGACAGCAGGAUUCUACCACCGGAAUUUAUGCUCUCGCUGUGACUUACUGGAGACCGUCCGAGCAGCCUACGAGCAACUACUGGACUUGCUUCACGUGUUGCGAUGGCCACGGCUGUAUGUAUUGCCCUACGAUUUCUAUGGUACCAGAUGCAGAUCCUCAUUGGCCUUGA
Messenger RNA from Dicrocoelium dendriticum, 297 nucleotides. The record is from the annotation of a GenBank genome assembly. NCBI's taxonomy places the organism in Eukaryota, Metazoa, Platyhelminthes, Trematoda, Plagiorchiida, Dicrocoeliidae.